UUGUCCCCCGCCCUCCUCGUCACGUGGGGUUCUCACCCAUCCCAUCCCUCGCGGGCUCGCUCAUCCCCGCGAUGGUGCUCGAUGGUGACACAGCCAGCGACGGCGUUGCCGCUGGCUGCUGCUGCUGGCUGUGGCUGUGCGCGGCGCUCGCCCUGCUGGGCGCGUGCUGGGCGGCGCGGCGCGCGCAGCUGUGGAGGCGCGAGGUGAUCCCGCGCCUCCUCGCCGCCUUCAGCAAGCGGUACAGCCGCCUCAUGGCGCGCACCAAGCGGGAGCUCUUCUCCAGCAUGGACGACCUGGUGCUUGACAAUGAAAAGCCUCUUCAUGUGUUGGAGAUUGGAGCAGGCACCGGAGCCAACUUUGAGUUUUUCCCACCGGGCACCCAAGUCACGUGUCUUGAUCCCAACCCGCAUUUCAAAAAAUUCCUGCUCAGGGCGUUUGACGAGAACCGGCACGUGACUCUCCUGGACACGGUGGUGGCGCACGGGGAGGACAUGCGCAGCGUGCCGGACGCCAGCGUGGACGCUGUGGUGUGCACCCUCGUCAUGUGCUCGGUGCAGGAGCCUGAGGGCGUCCUGCGGGAGGUCAUCCGCGUGCUGCGUCCCGGCGGGAAGCUGUACCUCCUGGAACACGUGGUAGCAGCUCCCAACACGUGGGUGCGGAGCUGUCAGCAGAUGCUGGAGCCUCUGUGGUCCUACAUGAGUGACGGGUGCAAGCUGGCUCGUGACACCAGGCGCAUUGUGCAGGCCGCGGGAUUCUCAGAAGUGGACAUCAAGAACAUCAACGCGCCCCUUAAGUUCCCCCUGCUUAAUCCGCAUUUAGUGGGGUGUGCAGUGAAGUAGUUACACCGAUCUACGUGGCUCCGUCCUGGUUGGUACGCAGAUAACACAUUCCUGCGGAGGGGGCUGUUAGGAAAUUUGAAGUAAUUACGAAGUAAUUUUGUACGGAUAUUUAAGGCAAACUUGUUAGGGUCGUGCGCAGAAGAAAGCAAAAUGAAAAGUGAGCAGAAUUAUAAAACGACGCCAGAAAGUGCAGCAGAAAGAGGUCCCACCAGAAAGUGCAGUAUAAAAGAGGUCCCACCAGUCGCACCAGAAAGUACAGUGUACAAUCCCCUGCCUCCUGUGAAUUAAUCCCGGUUGGGCUUCCAGUCCAUAUAAGGGCACCACGGGGUGACCAGCCCCUCCCCACCCAGCCCCACCCCACCCAG
This is a messenger RNA of Petromyzon marinus (sea lamprey), 1204 nucleotides long. Its product is annotated as thiol S-methyltransferase TMT1A-like. Lineage: Eukaryota; Metazoa; Chordata; Hyperoartia; Petromyzontiformes; Petromyzontidae. The record is from RefSeq and is a predicted model, not a curated record. Gene Ontology annotation, molecular function: S-adenosylmethionine-dependent methyltransferase activity.